This is a messenger RNA of Zophobas morio, 918 nucleotides long. RefSeq names its product DNA/RNA-binding protein KIN17-like. Lineage: Eukaryota; Metazoa; Arthropoda; Insecta; Coleoptera; Tenebrionidae. Gene Ontology annotation, molecular function: double-stranded DNA binding. Gene Ontology annotation, biological process: DNA replication; DNA damage response. The record is from RefSeq and is a predicted model, not a curated record. Bases 92 to 799 code for a protein of 235 amino acids. Gene Ontology annotation, cellular component: nucleus. The transcript is spliced from 8 exons.
CUUCAGCAUCAAUUACUUGUUUAUGAAUGGCUUAAUAUCUUAAAGAGUUUAUAUCCAGUAUAUUGAUCGGUCUCCGCGUGCGCUGGAAAGAAUGAGGGAACUUGAAAAAAAAGAAAGAAUGAAUUAUUACGAUGAAGAAAUAACUCAGAAACUUAUACAAGCGCAAAUAGAAUUGGCUAACUCGAAAAUGACGUCAAACUUAGAUGCUUUGGGGCCCGCCAAGAACGAAUUUAAAAGAAGCAGCGACGAUCCGAAGAUUUUAUUAAAAGUCAACUUAAAAUCGACGACUUCAGUCGUCCAAUCGAAUGCUCUUCAGUCUAUUAAACCAGCGCAUGAAUCGUCUAAGCCAGCGGAAACCAGUAAGCUACUUAAAAAAGCCCCUAAAGAUCCUCUUGAGGAGCUACGGGAAACCGAAAUCAAAAAGCGUCUCAGAGUAACACGUGAGAACUGGCUCUUUCCAGAUAUUGUAGUGAAGGUUAUGCAUGCCGAGCUGGAAAACGGGAAGUACUAUAAGCACAAAGGUGUCGUGCUCAAAGUUCACGAGAAAUUUAUUGGAGAAGUCAGGAUGCUCGACUCGGGUGAUUUACUGCGGCUCGAUCAAGACGACCUUGAGACGGUCAUUCCUCGGAUUGGUGGAAAGGUAUUAAUAGUGAACACCGCGUUUGCAGGCGCGACGGGUGCCCUUGUAGCCAUCAACUCGGAGACGUUCACUGCGUUGAUUAGGAUCGACAAAGGAAUCAAUAAAGACACGGAAAUAUGGCUCCCCUAUGAGCACUUUUCUAAGCUGACUGUUCAAUGAACUUGUAUAGAAGCUUCUUUAACAGAAUUAGUCAUGUGCUUUUUGAGGAGAUUGUUUUACUUGAGCAUUAAAAGAAUCUUUCUGGUGUGCAAAUAAAAGAUGUUUGGUUUGUGAUUGAA